UUCUUGUUUUUAUUUGUUCUUGCUGAUUGACCUUCAUUUUUGGUUUAAAGCUCCAAAUAUCCAAUGUCAUGUGUAAUUGAAUGCAUAAUUUUUCACAAGUCAAGCGCAAAGUCCGAGCGUUGAGGCGUUUCCUGGCUUUGAUGGAAGCGUCUUGUGUGGAAGGCAUGAGACGUUUCCUGUCAGCCUCUCAGUCUGCCGAGCCGAGGGCGGAGGAGAGAGGGAUGGCCGAGAACAGCUCCGAGUCGAGCGGCUCCGCGCAUCGGAGAUGUUUGACCCACUCCUCUCUGGAGAGAAACGCGUCCUCUGGCUCCGGGACAUCGAAGUGGAUUCGAUUAAACGUCGGAGGGACCUAUUUUCUGACGACGAGACAGACGCUGUGCCAGCACCCGAAAUCCUUCCUCUACAGACUCAGCCAAGCUAACCCCGAGCUCGACUCUGACAAGGAUGAAACUGGUGCCUAUCUUAUUGACCGAGAUCCCACCUAUUUUGGGCCAGUGCUCAACUACUUACGGCAUGGCAAACUGGUGCUAAACAGGGAUCUGGCUGAAGAAGGUGUGCUAGAAGAAGCCGAAUUCUACAACAUCACAUCAUUGAUAAAGCUGAUAAAGGACAAGAUCAGGGAAAGAGAUUGCAAAACAGCGCAGGUUCCCGUCAAGCAUGUUUACAGAGUGCUGCAAUGCCAGGAAGAAGAAUUGACACGCAUGAUGUCCACCAUGUCUGAUGGCUGGAAGUUUGAACAGCUUGUCAGUAUAGGUUACGGGCGAGCCCACCAGUCAGAGUUUCUGCUGAUUGUAUCAAGGGAGGUGAAGGAUGAGGAGUCUACUUUGCCAAACAACAGCGGAGAGUUGGUCAGCAUCGGGUCCUCUUACAACUACGAUGACCAAGCAGAGUUCCUGUGUGUCGUCUCCAAGGAGCUGCACAAUCAAUCAUACGGGACGAACAGUGAGCCCAGUGAGAAGGCCAAGAUUCUUCAGGAGCGGGGUUCCCGGAUGUGAAUGGGACUCAGUAUUAGGAGCUCCAGGUGUUAUGAUGCAAACAUAUCAUCAUCCUUGUGGAGGAGGAGCGUUUGGCACAGAGGAGAUUUAAAUGCGGAGGGCAUGCAUUUUGUCUUUGAGUUCCCCUCCAUUCUUUUAUUGUUUUUUCUCCAUGUAAAUAAGUGUUUACUGAAAAUGUGUGCCUGUUUGUCUAAACUGGACCUUUACAACUAGCUGCAGCAGUUUUUUUUUUCAAUUGAAAACUUUGGAAUUUCACCUACAAUAUUUUUUAUGCUCUAAAACUAAGGCUGACAGAUGCAGCCAACGAUUCACUCAGGGUCCACUAUCCAGUUAAUUCUUGUCUCCUGCCAUUUUAGGCUUAAGGGAGCCGGAUGAUCCUUAUCUAUGGCAGACGUAUCAAAUUUAAAAACAGCGGUUCACAGUUAAAAGGGAAUUAUAUUGAUUAUAUGCUUUACAUGCCAUCAAAUAUCAGAUUAGAAAUAUGAGAUUUUUAUUAAACAUCUUUCUUGGAUUUGUGAUCAUGAGGAACUAAACAUGAUUGGUCUCAUACAUUUCACUGAUAUAUAAAUAUUUAUUAUGAGAUACCAAACUACUCAAUUUCCUUUAUUCAAAUUAUGGAUAUAGUUGGUGGUUAGUGUUUUUUUUCCUGACCCACUAAAUUCAAAUUUGAAAGCCAGCCAACAAAUAGAUAAAGCAGAUAAAGCACAUUUAGGUGGUGGUUGAGUUUUAAGUCUAGUCAAACAAAACAAAAUGAAAAAAUGAAAUUCUUGGAGACUGUUGAAUUAUAUUCAGCAAGAAGUGUCAUAGCACCCCCUACUGACAAUAAAGUGUCAUCUCUAUGCUGCACCGUUGAGAACUUCUUCGUACUGAACUGGAAAUGUCUGAAGUGCUGGCUGUCUGAAUGUUUAGCUUAACGCCCUCAUGGUCACAAAUUUGUGAACAAACUGGUUUAUUUCAUUUUGCGUCAGGGAAUGUUUUUGGUGACAACACAUCUGUCGAUAAAACGCUCUGGAGUUUUCCUUCACAAAUGAAUAACUGUCCUAUUUAUGUUUAAGGGAAAUCUUAGAUUUGGGGUAAGUAUUUUGGUGUUGUAUUGGGGAGCUGUCUCGCAGGCAGUGGUGAUGGAGUUUAUGAUCAUAUCCAGAGGAUUUCGUUUGAUGUACAUAAUCCAAGCUCAAUAUUUAACUCCUAGAAAAAAUGCAUGUUUUGUACACUGUGUAGAGAACAACUUGAGAUGAAAGUUGCUUAUACUGGAUACUACAUAACAAGAGUCUUGAACUUGCGUUUUGCAUUAUUUGUACACAACUUAAGCAAUUUCUGAGUGACGUAUGAAAACCUGAUGCUUGUUUUGGUGUCGUUUCACUAAGAAGAUCCCUGGAACUUGUUUUGAUAACCAAUAACGAACCUGUACCUGGCUGGCUAUGAAAUUGACUGUUACAUUUGACAUGUUUUUUUCCCCCCUCCCUGCAGUGAUCAGUUCUUCAAACUGUCUUUAGAUCAUGUAGACUUUGUACGCAGCAUUACAAGCACCACAGUGUGGACACUGUGCACAUCACUUAAUGCCUGUAAUGUUGAUGUGAAUACUGCAUGGUUGAACACUUUUUUUAUAUAUAGUUUUCUAAUUUGAUGUGCGGUGUGAUGUUUGAUAGGUUAAAUAUUUAAAUCUGAUGAUUUAGUGUUGCCUUUUUCCCGAUGACCAAAAUCUAUUGUUUUAUGUGAAAUGCACAUUGAUCUUUGUGUCAGGGACAAGUGCACCUUUCUGAAAGUCGGCACACUUUGUACAUGAUGACUCCUUAUAGACACUUCAUUUACUCGCAUUCUUGUUGACACUUGACUUCAACUAUUUUAUAUAGCCAAUGAUAUUAAUAUGGAUGCAUGUUUUAUAUAGACACACACACAAGGGCUUUUAAAAUACAAAAUAUGAGAUCUGCAAAGCAGCUCAGAGUAGACUGGAUGCUCUGAAGAGCAAGGCAAUGUUUACAUUUGCUAUAGUAUUCUGAAGCCUUCCAAUAAUGUCUUGCACUCCCUCACACUUGCAUAACUUGUGCAAUAGAAUCAACGGGAACCGCGUCCUCCCAUAUUUUAAUGAACAAAGAAGACUGACGCUCCAUCCACUGACAGCCUUGCGUGAGCGCUGCAGACAAUCUUGCUUCCCCUCCUCAUUGGAAGAGGAAACACUCCCAUUUCAAGAAUUGAAUUCAAUUAUUUUCACUCAUUGAAGCAUUUUCUAAAUCGGUGAAUAAUACUUUUUUUUUUUUUACCGUUUGGAUUGCUUAAGGUCAUUUGACAUAUGUUUUGGUAAUGUUAUGGACUAUUUAAAUGCAUAUGUGUUCUGUCAUUCCAUUUGUUGGCAGGUUGUCUGGUUGUGUUUUCAGCAUGUUCACUUGAUGGGCAACAUAUCCUGUGUAGCCUAAUGCUUUUUUUAAAUGCCCGGUUUAAUUUGCAUUGACCACAAAUCACUGACAUGCAUUAAUAAUGAUCACAUUUGUAAUGGUGAGACGUCGUUUCCAUGAGUAAUACAAAUGAGUUGAUGUUCAAUAUCAUAUCACUACAUAAAUCAUAUAUAUAUGAACUUAUGCAACGUUAAGCUUUACAAAUGUGAGUAUGAUAAGGGUUAAAUCAAUGCAGUCAUACUUUAGAAAAUCCUAAUAAAAUGUUGUAAUUCUCA
Molecule: messenger RNA, 3663 nt
Organism: Synchiropus splendidus (mandarinfish)
Lineage: Eukaryota; Metazoa; Chordata; Actinopteri; Syngnathiformes; Callionymidae
Gene: kctd5b
Product: potassium channel tetramerization domain containing 5b
Exons: 7
Coding region: 81-995 (304 amino acids)
Biological process (GO): protein homooligomerization; proteasome-mediated ubiquitin-dependent protein catabolic process
Cellular component (GO): cytoplasm; Cul3-RING ubiquitin ligase complex
Molecular function (GO): cullin family protein binding
Source: RefSeq, a predicted model, not a curated record